This is a messenger RNA of Salvelinus fontinalis (brook trout), 10059 nucleotides long. RefSeq names its product FYVE, RhoGEF and PH domain-containing protein 5-like. The transcript has 21 exons. Gene Ontology annotation, molecular function: guanyl-nucleotide exchange factor activity; metal ion binding. Lineage: Eukaryota; Metazoa; Chordata; Actinopteri; Salmoniformes; Salmonidae. The record is from RefSeq and is a predicted model, not a curated record. Gene Ontology annotation, cellular component: cytoplasm. The coding region runs from base 192 to 4850 and encodes 1552 amino acids.
UCUCACCACAUAUGCACGCGCCACCAGUCAAGGACCGCUACAGCUGGAAAGUAACUUGACACAAUAAAAAUGACAUAAAACUGAGGUUAUUGUUUUACCUUUCUGGUCUUUGAAUAGCUUUCCUUUCUGUUUCUCGGAAUACGUUUGGUUUGGAAUAUAGCCUACGGGAUGUUGCUUUCUCACAAGGAUUAAUGAACGAUAAAUGGUUCGGAUGCUCGCGCGGAUGGUUCCUGAAAAUGGAUACAGAUUUUAAGAAGCCUCCUCUUGCUCCUAAACCAAAACUUGUGAGUCACCUCACCUUCAAGCUUCCUUCCCCCCUCAUGUCCCGGCCCUGCUCCAGGGGCCCCAAACCUCCCAUCGCCCCCAAACCCACAGUACCACAUGACCCUGAGGAGCGCGACUACUCCCUACUCUGCAACAACGCCCAGGAGGGGUGCACCAUCGGGGAUCUGCUGUCCUCAGACGAGGACCUGGACCAGGAGAACGAGCCAGAGGACUGUCUGAGUGGAGGGAAGGGGCUAGAGGAGGAGGAGCCAGUGGAACCUCAGUAUGACUCAUACUUUCUCAGUUCAGGGGUCAACGAUCCUGAGAAUGGUUAUGAAGGGCAGAUGGAACAGGAGGAGGAGAUGGUACAGGAGAAAGAGGAGGACUGGAGGUUAACUGACAGUGUUCAAGCAGAGGAGGUGGAUUCUCUGGACACACUGGGGGUCAGUGAUGCUGGAUUCACAAUUUACUCAGUGGACUCGGUGGAGAUAAUCGACACGGACAUCACUGAUGAGAUUGACGCAGAGGGGUGCUACGCGGGCGAGGCGCUGGCCGACACAGAUGGCGUCUCUAUCACCAGCAUUGAGGAGGAGGAGGCAGCAUGCUACUUCUGUGAAACCUGGCCUGGGAAAGAAAAAAAGGAGAAUGAGGAGGAAGAGCACCAAAUAGAGGAAGAAGAAACAGAAGAAGAAGCAGCUGAUACCACAGCAGAUACAGUAACAGAAUCUCUCUCUGAGGAACCCAUAGAUCUCCUCGUCGAAGACAACAUAGAGGAGGAUUCAUCCUUCAAGGAGGAGGAUGAAGGGGAAGUAGAGGAAUCCUCAACUUACCCUGGUAGUCCUACCAAUGUCCUACAGGAGGACUUUGGAUAUGAUGUCAUUGGUCCCUCAGAGGAGAGAGCACAAAGGUAUCAACCAUAUUCCAUAAUUGAUGAAGAGCCUAUGACUAUUCAGUACAGUAUGGAAGAGGGUGAGAGCCAACACAGCAAACAUAAAGCAAAACAACUUUUCAACACAGAGGAGGAAGCAGUUGACCCUAGCCUGGAACCCUACUACAUCUCAACUGAGGACAUUGUGGAUCCAGAGCAGAGCCCUGCAGAGGGCAAAGGUGACAGAUCAGCAGAGAGUGAGAACACACCGGAAGAAUCUUCACUGGUCACAAUAGAGACCACGGAGCCCAGUGAGUAUGCAGCCAUAGGUGACGAUGACUCGCUGUGUGAGGACAUGGGGCAUAUUGAGUGUGUCUCUUCUGAGGACUACGUCGAGAUAGGAGAUGACGAUGAUGACAAUGAUGACGGCAGGGAGAACAUGACAGGUUCAUGUCAGAGAAGGAUGCCUGCAGUCCAGAGGGUGGAGGAUUUCUUGAACCAGAGUAACAACCAGCCCCGCUUCAGGCUGGUGUCCAUCUCAGUGCCAGCGGACACGGACACCUCCCAGGUCUCAUCGUUCUCUGAAAGCAAGCUACUCUCCCCAGAUGACUCUGAUGUGUUCAGGGAUGAGGAGGACCUUGAGGGCCUCAUCAUUCCCUACCUGGAUGAGACAACCGACAUAGAAGGUAACCUUAGUGAUGAGCAUGUCUACGAAGAGGCAGGCCUGGACUCAGAGGGGGAGAAUUUCCUGCCUUUUGACAGAAAAUCCAUUGUGACCAGGUCCCGGUCGUUGUCAGGGAAAGUGUCUGGUUACGUGCCUGAUACGGUUCCUGAGGAGGCGGGCUCUGAGUUCCACCUUCAGAACUACUGCGAGGUGGAAUUGGACCGGAGCGGACACGCGCUGAGCAGCAGUCCUAUGUUAAACUCAACCCGGGCCAAGAGCUCAUCCAAACAACAUCGUUUUCUCCUGUACCCCCGCUCCUUCUCCAUGGAGGGACGGGACCUGCCCCUGUGUGUGUACAGGGAGGGCCAGGGUUCCCCGGGGGAGAGGAGGGAGGACAGCCUAUCCCUGCCCUGUGUCAUGGGCUCUUCUGGAAGCUUCUCCCAACAAAGUCCCCUGCCCUCCAGCGGCCUGUCCACCCCUACUUCAAUGGUGGACAUCCCUCCUCCCUUUGAGCUAGCAUACAUCACCAAGAAGCCCAUCACCAAGAGCUCUCCAUCCCUGUUCAUCGAGGGGGACUCCCCAGACAGGCAGAAGAAGAAGAAGUCCUCCUUCAAGCGUUUCCUGAUGCUGAAGUUCCGGAGGAAGACGGAGAGCAAGCUGCUGGUGGACGUCAGUGUGUCCUCCUCCAGGUCCUCCCCUGAGUCCAGCCACCACGGCCCCGCCAGGGUCCUUGAUUUAGACAGGCGCAGCACAGGCAGCUCCCCGCAACUCAAGUCCCGGAUGGUCAGUAAGCCUCAGCGCUCUCCGGACUCCCCCUCCACCUUCCUGUUCUAUAAGGAUGGGAAGAGAAAAGGGGGUUCCGUGGCCUUCCUCAACCGCAGUGUGGCCCGGGUGGAGUCCUUUGAGGACCGCUCCCGCGCCCCCUACACCCCCCUCCCCCUGACCAAGCCCCGCUCCAUCUCCUUUCCCAACACUGACAUGUCAGACUACGAGAAUAUCCCUGCCCAGACCCUCAGCUCCGACUAUGAGAACAUCCAGAUCCCUUCCCGGAGGCCUGUACGACCUGGGACCUUUGCAGAGUUCUUUGACCAAACGAGUCGGGUGCUGUCCUCUGCCAAUGACACUGAUGGUUACGUGGAUAUGAGUAGCUUCCCUGGGUUUGAGAGAAAAGCUCAGUCGCCUGAGCAAGAGCCUGAAAGUGCCUAUACAGAAGCCUACACCGUGUGCGCCAUAGCUGUUGGUUCACCUGGCGGGUCAGGGGUUGAGGCGGGGGACGGAACCGUGGAGGAGGAGGACCAAGAACAAACCUCUGAGGAGGAGGAGGGAGGAGCAGAUAACACAUAUGACAGACGGACCGACGGUCGAUCCAGAGCCUUCUACAUUGCCAAAGAGCUGGUGGACACUGAGAGAUUACAUGUCAAAGCCCUCAAGCUUCUCCAGGAGGACUUCAGGGAGGCGGUGGGGGCAGCAGUAGGGGAUGAGGGGGAUCCUGUGCUGGAGGAGGAGAGGCUGAGAGAGAUCCUCAACGAGCUUCCCGAUGUUUACACUCUGCACCGCAGAAUCCUCACCGAGUUAGAGAACCGCAUCCGACAGUGGGAGGAGAGUCAGAGGAUUGCGGAUGUCAUCCUAUCCAGGAAGUCAGAGUUUGUGGUCUUCACGACUUACAUCGGUCACUACGACCGCAGCAUGAGCCUGCUGGACGAAAGCUGCCGGACCUCGCCCGCCUUCUCAGCAAUCGUCCGCCAGUAUGAGCAGCAGAGUCCGGCAGGAGACAAUGUCUCUCUCAAACACCAGCUUCUGCAGGUCAUCGUACGGGUGGCUCAAUACUGCAUGCUCCUCAACGAUUACCUGAACAACCUCUCCCCAGACUCCAAAGAAUACGAAGAUACACAAGCCGCACUGGUGGUAGUAUCAGAUGUUGCGGAUCAAGCCAAUGACAGUUUGAAACAUGGGGAGAACCUGCUGCGUCUGGUCAACAUAGAGUACAGUGUUCGAGGCCAGAGGGAUCUGCUCCAGCCUGGCAGGGUGUUUGUGAAGGAGGGCACUCUGAUGAAGGUCAGCAGGAAGUUCAGACAGCCACGCCACCUGUUUCUGAUGAAUGAUGUGCUGCUGUACACCUACCCUCAGCAGGACGGGAAAUACAGACUGAAGAACACCCUCCUACUGCCUGGGAUGAAGGUCAGUAAACCCAUCAUAGAGGAUGUGCAGAACGCUCUGAGGAUCGAGGGAGCAGACAUCUCCAUCACCUUGGCAGCCAGCUCCUGUAGUGAGAGAGAGGACUGGUUCCACACUCUGAGUCGGACAGUGUCUGACCACGCCAGAGGACCUGGAACUUUCAGCAGCUGCUCUGGAGAGGCCAGAGAGCGUCUGUGGCUGUCCCUGGGGGAGAAGGCUCCUACUCUGGUGCCUGUAUCCCAUGUGGUGAUGUGUAUGAACUGCACCUCAGACUUCAGCCUCACACUGCGCAGACACCACUGCCAUGCCUGCGGGAGGAUUGUGUGUCGGAGCUGCUCCAGGAACAGAUACCCUCUGAAGUACCUGAAGGACCACAUGGCCAAAGUGUGUGACCACUGUUACAGCGAGCUCAAGAAGAGAGGAGGAGAUGUGUCUGGGGCGAGUGGUACUGACAGUCCUCGUUCUAACCGCCGCUCCAGCCGCCCACUCUCUGCCGUCUUCCAGAACAUUCACCCUCCCAGCCUGUGGAGACACCGCAAGGGCACCGCAUCUCUGAGCCAGGUAAGUGUGUCAGAGGAGGGCUCUAUGAGUGGGACUCUACAGUGCAGUAAGAGGAGCAAGAGGAACUGGAAGAGGCUGUGGUUCCAACUCAAAGACAAGGUGCUUUACACCUACCAGGCCCGAGAGGAGAAGGUGGCGUCUGAGAGUUUGCCUCUGUUGGGCUUCACAGUGAAGCUGCCUGACAGGCCAGGUGGAGAGGAGACAACCAACGUCUUUGAGCUGUACCACAAGAAGACCCUGUACUACACCUUUAAGGCCGAGAACAACCACACUGCUGAGAGAUGGGUGAAUGCCAUGGAGGAAGCCACAGUUUUAUAGCAGUGGCCAUCUUGGGUGGUUUGUUGAGACUGUGGUUGCGUUCCCCUGCUCAGACGUUGCAUGUAUCAACCAAUGAUUGCGUGCCACGUCAUCGACUGUGUCAUCGACUGACAGAUUACUAUAACAUAUGAUGUGGUUAGCUGAUACGUAAAAUACCUAUCCAGGCGUUAUAAGAUCUGGCAGGCAUCAGCAACGCCUGGACAGAGGAACGUGCCCUAUAUCUCACCUUUCAGACUUACCCUGGAGUCCUCGCUGCCACUCUCCUACUACACAUAGCCGUCCCUCAGAAUGCCUGAAUGUAAAACAAAAAGGGAAGAGGAGGAAGAAGGAUGAAUAUGUUCAUUUUGCCUUUAGUCAGCUGUGAUGGUUGUGUCUUACUGUGUGGAUUGGGAGAGGAGAGAACAAGACAUGGUGUUCUUAAAGGAGAGGACACGCUCACCUACUUUGUCAUCUUCCAACGUCCCCAUCCCGCUGCUACAGCAGGUGUGAUGCCUAGAGCCAAGAGAGAAGCUGUCCCAGAUACGUACCCUUCUGGAAAAUUCCACCAAGGCUACCUAUGACUCUCCCUACAGUUUUUCAUGGCAUUAACCACGCUGGAUUACUUAUACAAAUGGAAUGAAAAUGACAUUCACAUUUUUGGGGGAUAUUUUAUUUUAUUUUAAGAACACUGUAAAAACAAUGUAGUUGUUUCAACUAGUUAUUAUUAAAUAACAGUUUCCACAGACAUUUCGGGCAGAGUGUUACCUGAACCCACAUUUUUUGGGGGCGCAAACUUGAUUACAUUUUGCAUGUUCAUUUAUACAGGAAUUCAUAUCAAAUAAAAUUCUAUUUUAUUGGUCACAUACACAUGGUUAGCAGAUGUUAAUGCGAGUGUAGUGAAAUGCUUGUGCUUCUAGUUCCAAAAGUGCAGUAAUAUCUAACAAGUAAUCUAACAAUUCCCAACAACUACCUAAUACACACAAAUCUAACAAGUAAUCUAACAAUUCCCCAACAACUACCUAAUACACACAAAUCUAAAGGGGUGAAUGAGAAUAUGUACAUAUAAGUAUAUGGAUGAGCGAUGACCGAGCGGCAUAGGCAAGUUGCAGUAGAUGGUAUAAAAUACAGUAUAUACAUGUGAUAUGAGUCAUGUAAGAUAUGUAAACAUUAUUAAAGUGGCAUUGUUUAAAGUGACUAGUGAUACAUUUAUUAAAGUGUCCAGUGAUUGGGUCUCAAUGUAGGCAGCAGCCUCUGAGUUAGUGAUUGCUGUUUAACAGUCUGAUGGCCUUGAGAUAGAAGCUGUUUUUCAAUCUCUCUGUCCCAGCUUUGAUGCAGCUGUACUGACCUCGCCUUCUGGAUGGUAGCGAUGUGAACAGGCAGUGUCUCGGGUGGUUGAUGUCCUUGAUGAUCUUGUUGGCCUUCCUGUGACAUCGGAUGCUGUAUGUGUCCUGGAGGGCAGGUACUUUGCCCCCGGUGAUGCGUUGUGCAGACCGCACCACCCUCUGGAGAGCCCUUGCGGUAUUGAAAAUGCCCACACCUGCGAUUUGAAGUCACAACCUCUUAGUGCAAGCUAAGCCACCAUGUCUGUGUCAAUGACUGAUUUCACCUGCAUUGCUACACUUUGCACCUCAAAGUAUAUCUCAGCUCUAUUAAAAGUACACUCAAUAAAAAAUAUUUUAUUUAUCAUAGUGAUUAAGUCAGGUUUUCCCAAACUCACUCCUCGGGACCCCAAGGGGUGAACAUUUUGGCUUUCACCCUAGCACUACACAGCUGAUUCAAGUAAUCAACUAAUCAUCAAGCUUUGAUCAUUUGAAUCAGCUGUGUAGUGUUAGGAAAACAAAAACAAAAAAACAUUAACAUUAUAACAGAGUAAUAUACCCCACCAACAUUAAACAACCAGACAGAAAACCCUCAAAUGGUUGAAACAAGUAAGUCAAAUCAAUGAUGAGAGAAUAGUCUGAUUAAAUGAUAAUGGACACAGACAUGGUGGUGUAGCAGGACGAUUAGAAUGCCGUGAACCCAGAGGUUGUGAGUUCAAAUCCCAGGUGAGCACAUGUUGAAUAAUGGGGAUGUGGGGGUGGCAGGUAGCCUAGCAGUUGAGAGCGUUGGGCCAGUAACCGAAAGGUCACUGGUUUAAAUCACCGAGCCUACCAGUUGAGAAAUCGGUCAAUGUGCCCUAAAGCAAGGCACUUAACCAUAAUUGCUCUGGAUAAGAGCAUCUGCUAUAUGAAUAAUUUCUGUGUAAAUGAACAUGCACAAGGUAAUCAUGUCAACAUGUGUCAAAUAUGUAAGUUGAACACAUUGAAGUUAAAAGCACUGUGUGUGUGUGUAACCAGUUGCCCAGCUUUUUGCCCACCAGUUGCCCAAAUAAUUUUUGCCUAAGUUUUCACAAGCUGGAGCUAAGUUUGGGCCAACAAUUUUUGUUGUUGUUCAGAUAAAACGAAAAGUUGAGUAAACAGAAAAAAAGGCUGUGGAACUAGUUACUUAAUAAUAAUUAGUUGAAACAACUAGAUUUAUUUCAGUGAACAAUAACAGUAAAGGUUAUUAAACUGCAUGCACUACUAGGGUGUGUAGCCUAUAUCCAGAGGUUAUGAAAAUGCUGAAUCUGUUAUUAAUACACGUUGACCACAUGCCAACGUGACCGUUGUUUUAAUGUGAUGUCAGAAGCAUAAGUGGAUCUCCAUGUAUUAUUACGUCAUCCACCAAGGUUUGAGAUGGUGGGUUCAUUCACCCCCCUCCCAUUAGACCCAAUAUGUGCUGUCAUGUUCACAGUGCAAGACAGCCUUUCUAAACCAAUAUGGCAGUACUUACUGAAUUCAUUCUCUAUUUCUUUAUUUUAUCAGAAUACUUUCCUGCACUCGACUUAGCCAGCUUCACGUACCUUAAUGCCUGACAUUUUAAAGCACAGGUUCUGCUCAAAGUAUGACUAUUCAUGGAUUGCACCUCAUUCGGUCGUUGCCAUUAUUAUCAACUUUGUUAGAUCUCGCAGCGUAUUGAUGUCCGACUGAUGGCUAUUGGUCAGUCUUUCUGAACAAGGGCUAAUACUGUUUCAUGAAAAUUACGCUAUAGAAGCCUGGAAAUACGAUGACAUUGCUAAAGUAUACAAAUAAUUAGUAGAAAACAACUUUGCCAUCAUUAUGAUGUCGUCAAGUUAACUUUAGAGAGAUGGCAAUGUUGCCUUAAGCUAGAAAAGUUGAUUCCUCUAUCUAUGUUCCCAGAGCCCUAUUUUCCCUCAGCCCUAUGUUCCCUGGGCCCUGUGUUCCCUCAGUCCUAUGUUCCCUCAGUACCCACUGAACCAAUUUCAAUCAAAAUUGGCAUAAAUGCUUAUUGUCCAAAUAAUUUGUAUUGUAAUCAAAUACCCAGUGUGCUUUGUAAAUGUUCAUUUUCACAUAACAUUUUGGUCAUUUAGCAGACGUUUUUAUCACACCAUAGUGCCAUCACACUUCUGAUACAAAUGCAGUACAUUUGGGGUGAUAGGAGCCCACAAAAGUGUGAGUCGCUAUAACAAAUGGUAUAGAAAAGUAUUUUGUAUUUUGAAAUUGUGUAACUUAUUGCAAAAUACAUUUCUUUGUAGUUAAGGCCAGUGGAAUACAAAUUACACUAAAUACUCAAAAGUAACUGAAAUACACUACCGUUCAAAAGUUUGGGGUCACUUAGAAAUGUCCUUGUUUUUUAAAGAAAGGUUACAGUUUUUGUCCAUUAAAAUAACAUCAAAUUGAUCAGAAAUAGAGUGUAGACAUUGCUAAUGUUGUAAAUAACUAUUGUAGCUAGAAAUGGCUGAUUUUUUUAAUGGAAUAUCUACAUAGGCGUACAGAGGCCCAUUAUCAGCAACCAUCACUCCUGUGUUCCAAUGGCACGUUGUGUUAGUUAAUCCAAGUUUAUCAUUUUUAGAGGCUAAUUGAUCAUUAGAAAACCAUUUUUCAAUUAUGUUAGCACAGCUGAAAACUGUUGUUCUGAUUAAAGAAGCAAUAAAACUGGCCUUUAGACUAGUUGAGUAUCUGGAGCAUUAGCAUUUGUGGGUUCGAUUACAGGCUCAAAAUGGCCAAAAACAAAGCACUUUCUUCUGAAACUCGUCAUUUUAUUCUUGUUCUGAGAAAUUAAGGUUAUUCAGACAUGGUCCAUCUUGCUAAUGUUAUCUAGCACAAAUGUCGGUGCUCUCCCCUCAAUAUUAGCCAGCUAGCUAAAGUUAUACUACAUCUCAAGUCAAUCUGGUGACAUCACAAUGAUGACAAAAGCUUAUCCGACUAAUUAUUUGCCUCCUUUUGAAAUGUCAUCAUGUUUCCAAGCCACAGUAAUGCACUUUAGACAAAAUCUUAAUCAGUACCUACACUCUUAGAAAAAAGGGUUCUAAAAGGGUUCUUUGGCUGUCCCUUUAGGAAACCCCUUUUUGGUUCCAGGUUUAACCUUUUUGGGCUUCAGGUAGAACCCUUUUGGGUUACAUGAAGAACUCUCUGUGAAACGGGUCCUUCAUGGAACCCAAAAGGGUUCUACCUGGAACCAAAAAGGGUUCUUCAAAAGGUUCUCCUAUGGGGACAGCCGAAGAACCCUUUUAGGUUCUAGAUAGCACCUUUUUUUACAAGUGUGUAUUGAGACUGCAUUGCAUAGAAUGCUCAGCUGGGCUUCAGUCCUGAAACAAACAGUCCUGAAACGAACAGUCCUGAAACAAAUGUUAAAUACAAUAUUGUAACUAAAUGUGCAACCCAUGAUUUGUCUUGUGUUUUUUUUUGUUGCUUUUAAUGUGGUUCUUUGCUAUGCAUUUUUGUCAUGUACUGUAUUUUCUGAAAUUACCUUGCAUACAGCAACUAGUUAAUGUAAAUACAUAUAGAUUUUGAUAGUCAAAUAUUGUUUUGCUGUAUUUGCACUGAUAAAAUGAGAAUGGAACUGAAAGUGGAAUGUAAGUUCACUCUUCUCCUAAAUGUUAUUCUUUAAUCCUGUGUCUUGGUCGACCUGUGCCAAACUCACUAAACCCAGUGCCCGGAGUUAGCUAACCAUGGAUAUAUCAGUUAUAUCAGAUCAAUGACAAAAAGGAGACUUUAACAUCAACAUUAAGUUACAUAACAUGUCAAAUUCCUAUUUGUAUCAAGCCACAGCUCAGCCUUAUAAUGAGAGUGGUUUCCCUGAUGUGAAACCCUGCUAUUAGCCAUAACUACAUUAGUGGACUGUGUACUGGAUGAGUUAUUUAUUUCCAACCGUGGGGGUUUCUCAGACAAGUAAAGUGACUAAGGUCGGA